Postia placenta MAD-698-R-SB12 is the source of this 1537-nucleotide messenger RNA. RefSeq lists its product as hypothetical. Bases 90 to 1409 code for a protein of 439 amino acids. Gene Ontology annotation, molecular function: RNA binding; ATP binding; RNA helicase activity. Lineage: Eukaryota; Fungi; Basidiomycota; Agaricomycetes; Polyporales; Adustoporiaceae. The transcript has 9 exons. The record is from RefSeq and is a predicted model, not a curated record. Gene Ontology annotation, biological process: mRNA splicing, via spliceosome; mRNA export from nucleus.
CCUUACCGCCACCUCCAGCGCACUCCUGGUCCUUUGUCCUUGCUCCUCACCCCAACUAGCUUCCACUUAUCCUUUCUGCCGACACAAUUAUGAGUGCUCACGACAACGAGGAACUUAUCGACUACGAGGAUGAGCACGACGUUGUCGCCAAUGGUGCCGCAGCACCGCCAGCAGCGAACGGUGUCGCUAUCACAGCACCCGUGGCUGAGGGCGAGGGCGAAAAAGACAAGAAGAACUUUUCCGGCAUUCACUCGACUGGUUUCAGAGAUUUCUUGUUAAAGCCCGAGUUGCUGCGCGCCAUUAGUGACCUUGGUUUCGAGCAUCCUUCUGAAGUCCAACAAGAAUGUAUCCCUCAGGCAGUCCUGGGUAUGGAUGUGCUUUGUCAGGCCAAGUCCGGUCACGGAAAAACCGCGGUAUUCGUUUUGGCGACCUUACAACAGCUGGAGUCCGUCGAUGGCGCGGUGUCGGUCCUAGUUCUGUGUCAUACGCGCGAACUGGCCUUCCAAAUCAAGAACGAGUACACUCGAUUUGCGAAGUACAUGCCAGACGUCCGCGUCAACACAUUCUAUGGUGGUACACCAGUCACAAAAGACGCUGAACUCCUGCGCGACAAGAGCAAAUGCCCACAUAUUGUGGUCGCAACACCUGGUCGACUUAAUGCACUCGUGAGGGACAAAGUUUUGGAUGCGUCGAAAGUCAAGCACUUCAUCCUCGACGAGUGCGACAAAAUGCUGGAACAGCUUGACAUGCGCCGAGAUGUUCAAGAGAUCUUCCGUGCUACACCCCACCACAAGCAAGUCAUGAUGUUCAGUGCCACGCUCGCGAAGGAGAUUCGGGUGACAUGCAAGAAGUUUAUGGCCAACCCUCUAGAAAUCUUCGUCGAUGACGAGACAAAACUCACACUUCACGGUCUCCAACAACACUACGUGAAGCUUGACGAAGCGGGCAAGAACAGGAAACUCAAUGAAUUGCUUGACACGCUUGAGUUCAAUCAAGUCGUCAUCUUCGUGAAGUCCGUUGCUCGUGCUAUCGAAUUGGACAAGCUCCUCGUGUCUUGCAAUUUUCCCAGUAUCGCUAUUCACUCCGGGUUGGCUCAGGAGGAGCGUAUUGCCCGUUACACUGCUUUCAAAGCGUUCGAGAAGCGCAUCCUAGUGGCGACUGAUAUUUUUGGUCGUGGCAUUGAUGUCGAGCGAGUGAACAUUGUCGUCAAUUAUGAUUGCCCUCCCGAUGCAGACUCUUACCUGCAUAGAGUCGGUCGUGCUGGACGUUUCGGCACAAAAGGUCUAGCUAUCACCUUCGUAUUUUCUGAGAGUGACCAGCAGGUCAUGGCGGCCAUUCAGUCAAGGUUCGAGGUAGCAGUACCGGAGCUACCCGACCAUAUCGAUCCCGCCACCUACAUGACCUCUUAAUUGUACCUGUGUCCUCGCUGUCGCUCUGUUUCCGUUUUACGCUUACAGUACAUUUUGUGUGAAUGUAACCAUAUUCUGUUCCCGCUCCCCUUCUCCAAUGGAUGCUGUCGUCGUACGAAUGCAUCGAA